Molecule: messenger RNA, 1905 nt
Organism: Neocloeon triangulifer
Lineage: Eukaryota; Metazoa; Arthropoda; Insecta; Ephemeroptera; Baetidae
Product: telomere zinc finger-associated protein-like
Exons: 3
Coding region: 21-1577 (518 amino acids)
Biological process (GO): regulation of transcription by RNA polymerase II
Cellular component (GO): nucleus
Molecular function (GO): RNA polymerase II transcription regulatory region sequence-specific DNA binding; DNA-binding transcription factor activity, RNA polymerase II-specific
Source: RefSeq, a predicted model, not a curated record
UUGAACAGGUUGAACUUGAAAUGUUUGCGCAGUUGUGCCGUCUUUGCGAGCGGCCAGCGGCCGAAGGCGGCUAUCGAGGGGCCGAAAUAGAUUUCGAGGCGCUGGCCGAGUGGUGUUUGAAUUAUUUGGGCACAACUUUGGCCCAAGAGGUCAAGGACGACGACCUUUUCUGCCACUUCUGCGUGUGGGACGCUAGAUUUCUAAUCGCGAUGGAGGCAAAGGAAUCGAAUGCUGACACUGAAUUGAAUUAUCUUUGCUGGUGGCCUGUGGAAAGUACAGAAAGUUCUCUUCAUGGACCAUUAUUCAAAGGCUACGAAGGUGGAAAAUUGAAGCAGUGCUGGGUUACCUUGAAUAAAGUGAAACUAAAAUUAUCCGAAUCAAAACAGUCGGAACAGGCGGAGAAUUUGAUUGAUGAGGUAGGUGAAGAAAAUUUGGAAGAAAAGUGUAGAUAUUGUGAAGAAUUCUUCCCUCAAGAUCAGCCUCGACUGUUAACUACACAUGUAAACUUAAAACACAGAAAUAUUGCAAUCAGGUGCAAUUUUGAUAGGUUUUGCACAAAAUAUUUUGAUACAAAGGCUGAGCGGGAUGUUCACGUCAAAACUUAUCACAAAAAGCCACCAGUGCCCAAGAAACGCGACUGCAUCUUUUGCCCAAUUGGUGGCUUGACGAAAGGAGAAUUGUCUGCACACGUAAAACUAGAGCACAUUGAAGUUGCUAUUCCGUGCAAAAGCAAAUUGUGCAGUGAAUAUUUUAGAAAUCGCACAGAAUUAAUUAAUCACGUUGAAUUGUACCAUCCAAGGUUAGAGAUGAUUAAACAUCACAAGUGCUCAUUUUGUGAUUUCAAAACAACUGUGAAAGUUCACCUUGCCAACCACGAGGCUGUACAGCACAAGAAAAUACAGUUGACCAAGUGUCAAAUAUGUUCGACUAAUUUUAUUAGCAAAUUGAAGUAUUUAAGUCACUUUAAGACGCAACACCGACUCAGUGUUUGCCAAUUUUGUGGUUCUAAGAUGCGUUCUGGCAACCAUUUACUCGAACAUGCAUGUAGAAGAUGCAAUGCCAAAUUUGAAUGUUUCGGUUUGCUGGAAAAGCACGGAAGUGUUUGUGAAAUGAAACUAUUCAAAUGUGACCUGUGCCCGAAAGUUUGUAAAGAGAAAUGGGCCAUCAAGGCGCACAUUGUUAGCCAUUUAAAUAAGCAAGUAAAGGAAUUGAAAGUCAAGCCGACGGAGCAUCAAUGUAAAAUUUGCAAUCGUUAUUAUUCAGGGGCUUAUCAGUUGUGGCAACACGUCCAGAGGAGUCAUCCAGCUUUAAGAUGCACUUUUAGUUGUGCGCACUGUGAAAAGGAAUUUUUGACCAAGGUGAGCUUGAAAAGUCAUCUGGCACUUUUUCAUAAACUGAUUGCAAGGAGACACAGAUGUCGUAAAUGUUCGAUGAAAUUUUUUACUCGCUCUGAUAAAAAUCAGCACAUUGAAUUGAAGCACAAUUGGGAAGAUGUUGAAUGCACUCAUUGCAAAAAGGUGAUUAGAAAGAAAAACUUGCGAGCGCAUUUGGCAUAUGCUCACAAUCUGAUUGAAUGAAAAUAGUUGAAAAUGGUAAUUGUUGAAGAAAAUAGUGGUCUAAAUAAUUCCAAAAUGUAAAAUGCUCCCUAUAAAUAAACAAAAUAUAAUAUCAUAAAUUUAUAUAUAUGUGAACACAAUAAUUUCUUCAAUACUACUUUUUUGUGCAUUACAAAUUUAAUUUUCUCUGUCAAAGGGUAGACUGCAGUUUAAAACAACAAGAGCAAAUAUAUUCAACAGUUUAUACAGCAAAACUACAAUUAAUUUCAUUAAUAUAAAAUAUAAUAAAUACGAAAAUACUGUGUGUGUGUGUUUGAGAAGUUUAAGAAAUCAAUAAAGAAACUAAAUA